Daldinia vernicosa is the source of this 1744-nucleotide messenger RNA. Its product is annotated as glycosyltransferase family 8 protein. The record is from RefSeq and is a predicted model, not a curated record. The coding region runs from base 503 to 1492 and encodes 329 amino acids. The transcript is spliced from 2 exons. Lineage: Eukaryota; Fungi; Ascomycota; Sordariomycetes; Xylariales; Hypoxylaceae. Gene Ontology annotation, molecular function: glycosyltransferase activity.
GCUUCAUGCAGGUAGGGAAGGGGCAGGGGCAUUAUCACCUAGGCAGGUACAUACAUGCCUAUAAGUCUUACCUUCCCUGCUUCCCUAUCUUUUCAUCGCCGAGGUUUGGCCACUGUUACUUUGUUUAGUACCUCUUUUAUAGAUGAUUGCUCAUUAAUAAUCUCAACUCUCCCGCUUCCCGCUAUCUUACGGUCUUACCUAGGUAUGUAGGUAUAGGUUAGGUGCUAUGCCGUAUGGAGGUAAGCUAAACAUGUACGCGCGCCAUUUGCGUCCCGAAUCCGUCUGUGGGUUAUACAUAAGGUGAGGGAGAUACGAGGUGGGCUGGUGGGAUAGGAUAUAGGCGUAAUACCCUUUUCUUUUUUUUCUUUUUUCUUUUUACCUUCUUGUCACCUUCGUCGCCUAUCUGUACUCCCCCCGUUCCCCUCUUCUGCGCUUGCUUUGCUUUCCUCUCUUCUACCAAACUUGUCAAGCCAUAGACAAGAGAGACGGUAGAUAAAUCACAAUGGCGAGCAACGGUAUCACAAACGGCCAGAAUGGCGUCAAGAAAGGCGACAGCGAGAACGGCUGGUACGACCCGACUAAGAUCUGGACGACGCUGCUGACGAAUCGCGGCUAUUUCGGUGGUUUGCUGGUGCUUCAUCACUCUUUGCGCCGACAUCGCAGCAAGUACCGGCUCGUCGUUAUGGUGACCCGCGCAGUCGAAGAGGACACCGAGUAUAUGGAUGCUUUCGCUGCUGCCGGUAUCUCCACCAUCGUCGUCGACAAGAUCGAGCCGGCGCCUCGCGAUGGCAAGAUUAAUAAGGGGACAUGGGAGAAGCUGGCUCCGUGGUCCUUUACACAGUACGAGCGUGUCGUCCUCCUCGACAGCGACCAGGUCAUCCUACAGAACAUCGAUGAGAUGAUGGAGGUCGACAUCCCUGAAGGCUGGAUCGCGAGCACUCACGCCUGCACCUGCAACCCGCGGAAGCUUCCGCACUAUUCCAAGGACUGGGUCCCCGCCAACUGCGCCUUCACGGCCGCGGACCAAGAGACGGGCCAACCGGCUCCUAUCACGCCCCAGAGCCCGAAUAACCACCACCUACUCAACAGUGGCACAGUCAUCCUCCAGCCGUCUAAAGCGCAAUUCGAAGCGCUGAUCGACGCUAUGAACACCCACCCCGACGUCCCCAACAUGAUCUUCUUCGACCAGGAUUUACUCGCCAUCGUGUACCGCGGCCGCUGGAAGCCCUUGCCGUACCACUACAACGCCCUGAAACCCAUGCGUGCUUGCCACAGCGGGCUCUGGAAGGACGAGCAUGUUAAGAUCAUACACUACAUCUUAAAUAAGCCCUGGAAGAGCCGCAGCUACGAUGCUAAUGAUACUAUCGAGUCGACGCAUAAGCUGUGGUGGGACGAGUUCGCGCAGGUAGAGAAGGAGUGGACGGAGAGUAAGGAUGAGAAGAAGAGGGAACUGUGGAGGAAUGUUGUUGUGCCUGUUGUUGCGCAGGAAUGAUUUCCUUGUUUCCCUUGAUAUCUAACCUAGCGUUUAUGUCGUUAUGUCUGAGUUUAGGGGGCGAAUGAGACUGAUUGCGUGUAUACCAUUGGGUUUUAAUUGGGGGCAUGGUAGAGAGAUAUGAGAUAUUCAACUUUGUUUGGAACUUGUACGCGAGCAUGUGGGCGUGGAGUAGGGUUAAUAUAGGAUAGAUGGCAAGAAAGCAAGCAAGUAGCUUAGAACAUCACGAGCAAUUAACGACGAUCUACAACG